CGGGGGGGGAGGGAAGUCCUUAUCUACGGACUACUACUCUAGUAGUGGCAGCUGAGGAAUUUUUUCCCCUUUUGACCUUUUGAGCCGGAAUCCCCUCGUUUCUUUUUCGCACCCAAUCUUUUGCUGUUAUCAGCAGCCGCUGGGGUCUUGGCGCCGCACCACCAAUGCCUUAUCGCUCCCACCCAUCAAAUCUCUCCCGAUCUUAUCAACCCAGCGCUCUUCCUCACUCCAUCCACUAUCAGCGCCGUCUCCUCAUCUUCCCCAUCCUCUGCCUUCCUCUACCGCCCCGUUUGCUGCUGAAAAGACCAUGGCGACCACGUUGGCUGAUCAAAAACGUCCUCAAUUACAGCCCGUGUGCCAGAAUUGCGGCACCUCCACCACCCCCCUCUGGCGCCGUGACGAACUCGGCUCCGUGCUCUGCAACGCCUGUGGUCUAUUCUUGAAACUACAUGGGAGGCCUCGUCCGAUAAGCCUAAAGACCGAUGUGAUCAAAAGUCGCAACCGCGUCAAGACCGCCGGUCAGGGUACCAAGCGCAAGUCGGGCGGUACCAUCGAUACCAAUGGCCUCUCUGCCUCCCGAUCCGAAGCAGGGACUCCGCCUCUGGGAUCGCAUGGCAAUCGUCGCGCGUCGCGAAAGACGUCUCCGGGCCACUCCGACCGAUCCAACUCGCCGGUGCCGCGCACGGAAACGCCUGGUCUCCCUCAGGUGCAACAACAACACACCCAAUCGCUGCACAACUCCAAUAUCGCACCGCAACACAUGUUUGACAGUGUGACCAUUGGUGACCAUGGCAUGAAUCCGCCCAAUUCAAUGCCGUCGGUGCAGCUGCGCCAGCCUUCCCCGACCUCGACGUCCGCGGCUGGCGACCGUCACCCCGAGUCUCCUCAGACUUAUGAAGGUCUCUUGGCGGCGAAUACAUCCCUGAAGACGCGCGUGAGCGAAUUGGAGUUUAUCAACGAACUCUUCCGCGGUCGUGUCGCGGAGCUCGAGCGAAGCGAUGCGACGGCUCGCCGGUCCGAAAUGAUUGUGCGCGACUCGGAAGUCCGGCUGCGACGGUCUCUGGAAGAGGCCCAGCGACGCGAGGACGAUCUCAAACAGCGGGUUGCCGACCUUGAGCGGCAGCUAGCUGACAAGAGUACUCCCAACAACAUCACGAACAGCGACAGUCCGGGUGAACCUCUAGCCAAGAGAAUGCGAUUGUCAGACGUGGUCGAGCAACCAGCCGAGUCUCCGACCAAAUCGCCCAAGAGCGUCUAACCCAGGAAGGAAGGCUCAGUAUGUUGGACGAAAGCGUCCGCGUUGUUGAUCCCAGCGUGUAUUCGCGCGUUGCUGAGAUCUCUGAUCUGAUCUUCCUUGGUC
Aspergillus aculeatinus CBS 121060 is the source of this 1360-nucleotide messenger RNA. Its product is annotated as putative GATA transcription factor (AreB). Gene Ontology annotation, biological process: positive regulation of transcription by RNA polymerase II; negative regulation of transcription by RNA polymerase II. The transcript has 2 exons. Bases 308 to 1258 code for a protein of 316 amino acids. The record is from RefSeq and is a predicted model, not a curated record. Gene Ontology annotation, molecular function: zinc ion binding; RNA polymerase II cis-regulatory region sequence-specific DNA binding; DNA-binding transcription factor activity, RNA polymerase II-specific. Lineage: Eukaryota; Fungi; Ascomycota; Eurotiomycetes; Eurotiales; Aspergillaceae.